ACCUUAGCUGAAUUCUGCUUUUGUUUUUAUUUCUCUCUUCUUGCGCUCCUCUCGUCUGAUUGAUGUGCAAAGUCUGAUGCUCUUGCCAGAGCGAGAGGAAUAAAUAGAUGCCUCUGCGCGCAAAGGCUUAGACGGCGGAGAGGAGCAGCCAAAGCGGCAGCGCGGAGCUCCGCUAAGCUCUGGGACCCCAUCUGGGAAAUUCUAUCUGAGCAAGCCAAAUCAGAAGCUCCUAAAUCAUCCGGGAGGGAGCUGGAUACGGCGCUGCGGGCCUCUCGGCGUGCGUGGCUCGGCUGUGCCCGGCCCCAGGCCCCAUCCCGCCAGGACCAUGGUCUGCUGCAGCCCCGGAGCGCGGCUGCUGCUGCGGGCCGGGCUGCUCGCCGCCCUGGCUGCGCUCUGCCUGCUACAAGUGCCCGGAGCCCGGUCUGCAGCCUGUGAGCCCGUUCGCAUCCCCCUGUGCAAGUCCCUGCCCUGGAACAUGACCAAGAUGCCCAACCACCUGCACCACAGCACCCAGGCCAAUGCCAUCCUGGCCAUCGAACAAUUCGAAGGUUUGCUGGGGACCCACUGCAGCCCCGACCUCCUCUUCUUCCUCUGCGCCAUGUACGCACCCAUCUGCACCAUUGACUUUCAGCACGAGCCCAUCAAGCCCUGCAAGUCGGUGUGCGAGCGGGCCCGGCAUGGCUGCGAGCCCAUACUCAUCAAAUACCGCCACUCGUGGCCGGAGAGCCUGGCCUGCGAGGAGCUGCCGGUGUACGACCGGGGCGUGUGCAUCUCUCCCGAGGCCAUCGUCACAGCGGAUGGAGCGGAUUUUCCUGUGGAUUCUAGUAAUGGAAACUGUAGAGAGGCAAGCAGUGGUGAGUAUAUCACUAUCUUCCUGGUGUUCAUUUCUGGCCAAAUUAGUCUUUGA
Castor canadensis (American beaver) is the source of this 907-nucleotide messenger RNA. Lineage: Eukaryota; Metazoa; Chordata; Mammalia; Rodentia; Castoridae. The record is from RefSeq and is a predicted model, not a curated record.